AGAGCCAAAGUUUGGUUGAUGAACUACUACUCUAUUCCCGACAGCUUUUAAUCCCUUUGUAUGUUGACACGUUUUGGAUUGCCUGGUAUCAUGAACGUAGAUCCCCUAUACACGUCCAUGCUGGUAUCUUCCACCGCUGUCGCAAAAGAGACCCAGAAUCUGUCCUCCUAUUAGACUCAUGUAGCAAACAUAUCUUUUUAUCUUAGUCAGAAAUUUAGUUUUAUUAAUUUGGUGUCGAGCAGGAUUUAUUAACUUAAGCAUAAGUGGUGACAAGUUUUCAUACGACGACCAGGGUGUGUAGCUCCGUACGCUGCCUUCAAGCAAGCCAUCGCGCAUGCGUGCGAUUAAUGGCGGAUAUUUUGAAUGUCAGUAACUUGUUAGUAACCAACAAAAAUAAUUUACGAUGGACGUUGGCUGGAAGAGGGGCAAACUGUCAAUUGGAAGAACAUCUUCAAUUUUGAAAAGAGCUCUUGCUGACAUUGAUAUCAACUCUAAGGAAGAAAAAGAGAAUCAGAAGAGGCGUAGGUCUUCAAAGCGUGUUAGUUUUGCAGAAACCUAUGUUGUCAAAGAGUUUGCUCGUGACUCACCACAGGUUUGCAAAGAUGAACAUUAUGUGGCAGACAGCAGUGGUGAUGUCAUCUCUGUUCCAUUUUCUGGGGAAACUGCCAAUGGCCAGAGGCCUAAUGAUUCCUCAUGGGCACAUGUUGAGUCAGACAGUGUGUUUGUCCCAGAAGAUUCAGAGACAACAUUUAUAAAUGGCAUGAUACACAGCAAAGACUUCCCAUGUGAAUCUACUCGUAUCUUGGACUGCAGUAUUCUGACACCUGCGAUUCAAGUGGCAUCUGACAGCAGACUGCUUUCAUCAGGCACGAGAAUGACUGGCCCUGGAAAUAAAGGUAUAUCAGCUGCUUUUGCUGACUUUGUGCCAAGUCUCAAUAACGAAGGUAUUUCGUCUGACUUUGUGCCCAGUGUCGGCAGUACAUGCAAACAGCAUAACAUUGGUCUUUCAUCAGCUAUGUGUGCUGUGGAGAGGGGAGUCGCCGGGGAUGACAUUGAAACAAGAUUUUGUGAUGGUACUGAACCCAAAAAUAUAUCGACAAAAGGCAGUGGAGACAAUAAGACAAUGAUGUUUGAGGAAGAUUACAUGGAACUUACUAUGGAGACAUCCCAGACAGAAGACAUUUCACCUGUGGCUGGUGGUAAUAUCCCCAAACUGUCUGCUAAAGACUUCUUGACAAGGGUGCUGGGUGUUUCUGCUACCAUGCCUUAUGCUGCUAAGGACAAGACCAUCAUCAGCAAGACAGUGAACAGUAACACUACGGAGAUGGCUUGCAACCUUGUAGAACCAGAGCCUAGAGACAUUGUGGGACUGGUCAGCAGGAGGCCAGCAGGCGGUGAGUACAGGACCAAGCCAAUAGUAAAUGAAGUGACCACUACAGGCAAAGAAGAAACAGUGCUUUUUAGUCAUUCAGACCCAGAGGCUGACAUGGACUUGACUCAGGACAGCUUGAAUAUAUACCCUCCUAUCUCUCUACCUCGUACAAAAGAUUUUGCUGACAAAGUGAAAUCUAUUUCUACAGACAAAGAAGAAACAGUGGUUUUUGGUCAUUCAGACCCAGAGGCUGAGAUGGACUUGACACAAGAAAAUCUGACUAUGAGCCAUUCUCACUACCUGCCUGCACUGUGCAAGCCAUCAGCUAAAGCUUUUCUUUCAGCACUGAAGGGCUCUUCCAGUGAGAGAGAGUCAAAUAUACCUGUUAUAAAUAAGAACCAAGUGGAGAUUGCAUGCAGUCUUUCACCUCAAGAGGGGAGUUCUGGAAAGUGUCUGCAUACUUUGUCUCCAGACACAACAAGCAUCAAUCAUAUGCAUUUGCAAGAUAUAAGGCAAAGGAUAAAUGAAAGAAAUCAAGGGACUAAGCUAGAGAUGAAAGAAGUAACUUUCAUUGGUCAUGCAGAACCAGAAGAUGUAACUUGGGAAUCCCAGGACUGUUUCAGUGAACAGCCAAAGACUGCCCUCUUUAAGCCUAGUGCCAAGACCUUUUUGGCUGCACUUCAAGCUCCUUUGACCAAACCAAUAGCUACACUUGACCAAACACUAUAUACUUGCCUUACUUCAGACUCAUGUAAAACAUCCUCUGAGGAAAGGUCUUUUGUGGUGGUUCCAGAUGGUGCACAACCACCAGUUGACCAGUGGUCUAGUAAUGGGUUAACACUGCUAUCAGUACAACUGCCCUCUCAUGUAGUUUCCAAGACCCUACCCCAUUCCUCCUCUCCUUCUCAUGCCCAGUCCCCAGCUGAAGGUCAGCCAGCUCCACCUAGUGCUGAAGGACAGCCAGCACCACCAAGAGCUGAGGGACAGCCAGCACCACCGAUUGCUGAAGGACAGCCAGCACCACCGAUUGCUGAAGGGCAGCCAGCACUACCUAGAGCUGAGGGACAGCCAGCACCACCAAUUGCUGAAGGACAGCCAGCACCACCAAGUGCUGAGGGACAGCCAGCACUACAGAGAGCUGAGAGACAGCCAGCGCCAAUGAGAGCUGAGGGACAACCAGCCCUACUUAGUGCUGAGGCUGAGGCAUCUAUCAAAGUGGAUCUGCAAUUAGGCACUGACAAUGACAUUUUGGUACCCACUGAACAUUCUCAUUGUUCAAGGAUCAAAGGCUUCCAGGUGGCAUCUUUAGUGUACAAACCCCAGACUAACGUUUCUAAUGCUAGGGUAGGGAGCAGCAUAUCCCAAUAUUGUGUAUCUAGUGCUAGAGAAGAGAGCACAGCAUCCCAGCCUGGUGUGCCUAGUGCUAAGGAAGAGAGCAUUGCACCUCAGUCUACUGUUAGUGCUACAGAAGAUAGUAACAUAUUACUGUCUUUUGUGUCUAAUGACAAAGGAGUGACUAGCACAUACCAGCCUGUUGUGUCAAGUUACAGUAAUGAAAGGAACUUAUCUAUGAUCAAACUGACUAAGUGUGACGAUAGCAAAAGGAUCCUGUGUAGUGGGAUUUUGCCUCUUGCCACCCAGGCUAACAUGCUAGCAGUCAGCAGUGAGUGUAGUGCUGCUGAAAAAAUGCAAAUCACCACCUGUAAGAUGAACACAAACUCACAAGUUGAUUCUUUGCCAAACAUCCACCAGCUUUCUGUGCCUGCUGCUAGAGGCCAGAUCUCUUUAGGAAACUCCAAGCAUGGUCCAGCCUCUCCUGUCAACAAUGCAGCAGUUACAAUGGAACUGACUGAGAAUGUGAUGUGGUCUCAACUCUCUUCACUGCCACAAGCGAACCUCAGUGUAAAUGACAUCACUCCUCAUGUGGAGAACAAGACGCUACUAUUUGAUACAGCUGAGACCAGGGCAGCCAUGAGUUUUACUUGUAAUCUGCCAAUGGCUGCAGACAGUCAAACAGAGAACAAGACACUGCUGUUUGAUGCUGCUGAGACCAAAGGUGCAAUGAGUUUUACUAGUAAUCUGUCAUCUCCUGCACACCUUUUGAUAUCUGAUGUAAAUGAUGCUCAGACUGAGAAUAAAACAGUGCUGUUUGAUCUUGCUGAAACCAGAGCUGCAAUGAGUUUCACAUGUCACCUUUCAGAUAACUCUCGUAUUUCUAGUAGGUCCAUGAAUUUGUCUGCUACUGCAAAUGAAGGUUCCACCGCUUGCAGCAAUCAUGAUGUCACUCUUAAACUGCAGGAGACAAAAGGCAACUUCACAGCAAGUGACAUUGGCAAGUCUGACAGUUUAAUAAUGGAAUCCUGCAGUCAUGCCUCUAAAGCCAGGUCUGGGACAUCAGUGGAGUUACUAGGCACAUUGAAGCUGGCCCAGCUACAUGAAUACUUGCCUCUUGCCCAAUCCCUGUCCUGCACAUUUGUGACAGAUGUCAAUAUUGAGAAGAAGACUAUACAGGCUGCUCAGUUAAGUCCAUCAAGACCUGAUGCCAACAGAUCAGGGAAUAUUCUUGUUGUAAACAGUGUUAUCCAGCCAUUGUCAGAUGUUGGAGACAUAGAUGGACAAACACUUUUAAGAGGUUAUCCAUUGUCACCCAAGAGUGUUAUGCAACAAGAUAUUUCCUGUAUAGGUCAUUCCCACAUACUACAAGACUGCACUUCACCUAAGAAUUCUGUAAUAGAAAGUCCUGGUAUCUCCAUUGUAAUACCCCCAGAAAAAAUAGAAAAAGACACAACACCUGCUUUCCAUAGCAACAGUAUUACCUCAAGGAAGUACUGUGACAUCUUUGCUGAGACCCUGCCAGAUGUGUCACAGCACCAUGGAGAAUUGGAUGCGAGUCAACGGUCAAAUCCAGUGUUGUCUUAUUCGUUGACUGCUGGUCUUCAGAACAAUACAGCAAUGUCAGUUUCUUUGGGUCGCAGCUUUUUGGACAGAAAGGACGUUCCUGGCAGUGUGGAGGAAUUUUGUAGCAGAUUGGGUGUAGAACCUUUUAUAUUACAACACCCUGCAUUGAGACGCUCCAGUAUUGUGAAGUCAGAAGUAAAAUGUGAGACACUGGAAGAAGAACUUAAUAUAGCACUUAUGAUGCAGCCCCAGUGUAUGGCCAGACAAGAACAACUAAAUACUAUAGAAUCAACAACUAAAAGGAUGGCAAAACAAAAGCUAGAACUAGAGAGACAAGUACUUCCUAUCAUACCAGCUCUCAUCAGUGACAGUGAACAGCAGAUGGAGAUCAUCAAACAAGAGGUGCAGGGGCUGCUUGGAGCUUGUCGCAGGCAGACGCAAGCAGCAUGGAAACGCUGCAAGGCUGAGAUGUUUCAUAAGGAAGCUCAGAAAAUAAGGGAGGAGUAUAAGGCUGUGUGCACACAAAUGGAUGACAUGACAUCUUGCACAGAGAUGAUGGUUGACAUGUCAAGGUCCGUUAAGAGAUAUAUUGGCAACAUUCAAGCCCACCUUCAGGGACUUUCAGCUGCUGCAGAACAACCAGCAGACAAAUAUGGGCAGGAGCUGCACGAGCAGCAGCAAUUAUGUCAGACAGACCUAGCAAAGCUCGAGAAACAAUUGAACAAGACUACUGGACUGAUAACAACACUGCAUCAGCAGCUGGAUGAACUGCAGCAUCAAGAAGAGCAGGCUGCUGGACAAGAAUCAGCUAGACUUGAACGAAAACACCAGCUGACUGGCCUAGUGGACAAAAUAUAUAUUCUGCACAAGUUACACACAUGGAGGCCUUUGCACAUGCAAGAGAAUCACAUAAAACUGCUGCUGUUGUAUGACUCUGUUCUACUGAACAUUGUCUUUCAGGAGCAGCCUUCAGUGCAACGGCUGAUCACAUCAAUUUCUGCAACCUCCCGUCUGUCAGAAGGUUCUCAGCCAUGGGCAAUGCUGGCCUCACAUCUUCUGACUGAGACCAUCAGAAUGUCCACUAGACUCCUCAUGUCUGUCGCUCCUUCCUGUCAACACAUGUGGCAGCUGUUAGAAAUGAUAUCAAACAUGACUGAAGAUGCCAAAAGUCUUUGUGAAGAAGUAAAGCUUGCUUCCUUCAGCUAUCUGCUGACUAUAUCAGGCACCAGUAUCAAAGUAGAGCUAUGGAGUGUGAGAAAUGUUUGUAAGGUGUGCCUCACCACACAAAUGCCUGUUGGUCAUUCUCCUGCCAAAGCACUUACCUGGAAAGCAGCAGUCAUCAUGGGAAAUUUCAGUGAAUCAGAAAUUGAAGGAGUUAUACAGAGGGUGCGUGCUGGUCCUUGUCACAUGACCCGUGUGCUCAACGCUGUACAAGCACUGCUUUCUAGCUGAUGAUGCCUUUAUGGGGACCAAGUACUGCAUGUGUGCUGCUAAGGAUACGUCAAAGUGCAUUGAAUAAGUGUCCAGGAUUGUGGACAUGGAUAGAUAUUGUUAAAAAUUGAUAGAUCUUGCCUUACUAAAUUUUGGCCAAGAAAUGCAUGUCACCUGCCUAUUAACACCUAGAAGGAAUUACUUCCAGCUAAGAUUAACUGGUGUCACUCAGCUCGUUAAUUGCAAUUUGUGACAAAUUUCACCUUGACUGUAUUGAACAGAGCUAGAUUGACAUCAAGGACGCAUUUGCUGUUUCUCACUUUUGGGUUAGAGUCAGCUUAAAGCUUGGUGUAUCAUGCAGGAAAAAGGUAUUUAGUGGCCAGAAAUACUGGCAAGAGAAAUUAAUAUGCUUGCUUUGGCAUUAGGUGUAGUCAACACAUAAUCUCCCAAAUAUGCUAUCUUGGCCAGUUAUUGUUGGUCAGUGGGAUCACACUCACCUCUGACAAAUUAAAAAAAUUUCUGUCAAUGUAUUUAUUUUUUUCUCAAAGACCACAAAAAUAGUUUGAUAAAAUCAUGCUAAUAGCAAAGUCCAUAGUAAUGUUUCUUUGUCGGCUAUCACCUUCCUACUUCUUUGUUGUGCCCUAUAUCAUUUAGUCCAAAAUUUAAAAAAAAAAAAAAAAAAAAUUGAUAGGAAUUCAUGACACAAUAUAACCUGGUUUACUUGAAAAGAUAUUGGUAAAACAAUAAAGUUCAACCAUGGCAUGUGCAGAUUUGGCCAAGAUUCAUUGUGGAUUUAACCACAGCAGCCCCCCAACCGUUAGUCGAUUCGAUCGUUGCCUAUAAUAACAUGCAAGAACUCGACCCUAAAAUAAAUGAAUUUGAUCACAUCAUCAUCUAUGCAUCAUCUUGAUGGAACUGCAUAUAUCAAUCUUUCUUUCGUUGUGUGUGUAACGUGCUGUUUUAUAGAAACUGAUUAUUUAUAAAACAAUACAUUAAGAGUAGCUUUCAUUGUGUGUGGCAUGCUGCAUCACAGAAACUUUUUUUUUUUUAAACAAUAUAUUUAAGUGUAACUUGCCUAUAUGUAUGUAUCACAAUAUGCCCAGGAUUUUUUUAAAAGCUGGCACAACUUGGUCAGAAAAUAGCCAGAGGCACAUCUUCACACAUGACAGUGAAAUACAUUCUAAUCCAUCCAAGCAAGUCUUCACAAGCUAUUGACAUGCUGUGUAGUUUGACUAACCAUUUAAGUAAACAGGCCCACUUUGUCAUCAUGAGCCGUACAGCUGUUCCACACAGCUUAUUCUGCUGUCUCUUUUCAUUUGAUCACAAUGGUGACUGGCCUAUAUAUAUCAAGUGACUAAUUUGUAUUGGAAAAUAAAAGGUAGUUUCAUUUUACACUAA
Molecule: messenger RNA, 7099 nt
Organism: Pomacea canaliculata
Lineage: Eukaryota; Metazoa; Mollusca; Gastropoda; Architaenioglossa; Ampullariidae
Exons: 20
Coding region: 404-5722 (1772 amino acids)
Biological process (GO): attachment of spindle microtubules to kinetochore; protein localization to kinetochore
Cellular component (GO): nucleus
Source: RefSeq, a predicted model, not a curated record